GCCCUUUCAUCUUCUUUUUUCGGAAAUUGCAAAUUAGUACCUGUACACCUCCUGUCCUUCUUCUUCCCUGCACAGCCACCACACUGGACACCGCACCGGGAGUUGCCGGAAAAACUGGAGGGGCACAUCAAGCCUACCAUCGGAGAAGGGGUACCCUAAUACUACUUCGCCGGAAAUUUGCCGGGGGGCACUUGCCCAGGCAGCACCCCUCUCCUCCGCCCCUGGUGGUGAAGGUAGAAUGAUGGUGGAAGAUGACAUGGAUUUGGGUGCAAAUCCUGUUUUAUUUCCUCCUCACCUUCAAAGCAACUCCAAGCCGGCGACGGCGCUUAUGCACUACCGACGACUAGAGGCGACACCUCUGAAUCAUCACCUCGGCUACGGCGAGAGAGCUCUCCUCUGGAGGAAUAAAGGACAGAACUGGGGUCAUGUUGAUAAUUCAAGAUUUAACAUCUAUUUUAUAUGUGUGGAUGCAUCUCUAUCAGCAUUGGACCUUUUUGUUGAUAAAAGGGUUGAUCACAUGAUUGAAUCUGGUCUGCUUGAAGAAGUUUUUGACAUUUACCAGACAGAUGCAGACUACACAAAAGGCUUUCGACAAGCUAUUGGUGUUCGGGAAUUUAAUGAUUUUUUGACACAGUACUGCUUUUAUGCACAUAAAUAUUCUAGUGAUGCAUCAGGACUUAGUUCGCGGCCAACUCACCAAAGAAGAAGAAGAAGAAUCCAAUGCAUGCAAAUGUUUUUUUUUGGAUGGGAGAUUCAUUAUAUUGAUGCUACACGUUACAUUUUGGCUACUUUGUUGAAUGAAAUCAAUGGAAGUCGAGCAAUCACGCGGCGGAUACGAAACCAGUGCUGGAGGAGACUAAGUUGGCUAUCUUUUUAGGCGGGGCUGAGAUGACAAUUGGACUUGUGACCACGUGGUUGCCAUCGCUCCAUUUGUACCAGCCAAAUUCGUUAGUAGACACCUUUCUUUUCUUGGUGUUUUCAGCCUUAACACUUAUGCUGAAACUCUGUUUUUCUCCAACUCCUUUGAAUGUCAGGAUUGGUGGAGUAACGUUGACGGAGUAACUGGUUGGGGCUUUCACUUCCACCUUAUAAGUAGCCUUGGGUGAGCCCACAUUUGUAACUGUUCUUUUCACCACUACGGAACCUUUGAGGUUGGCUAUUGCGAGCGACGGAUAGUUGAGAUCACUUACGGAUAGAGGGUUCUUGGGGCAUUUGAAAGAGCGGUCUAGUGAAGUGCCAUUGACAGUGCAAAUAAAGCUAAGAUAAUCCGUGUAUGCUGCGUCGUACACGAGCCCAGGAUCGGCUGCUUUGGAUGGCCGCAUAUGGCCUCCUCCAUAAUGGAAUGGAGUUGCCACGUCUCCAUAUGCGUCCUCUAUUGGUCCCCCUCGGAGAUUCUCAGUUGUAGCUGAAAAAGAUUUAAUUGCAGCAGCACUCCACUGGGGAUGUAUGGCUUUAAGAAGGGCAACGGCACCAGAGACGUGAGGGCAUGACAUUGAGGUUCCAGAUAUGAUGUUAUUUUUCACUCUGCGAGGAUCUUCAGGUAACUCUGUUGGCGAUGAAGCCUCACUCCAUGCUGCUAGAAUGUUUAGCCCUGGUGCUGUGAUAUCAGGCUGCAACAUGUGCAACACAGCAUAUAUAACAAAUCACAUGGGGUAUCGGUGCAAUAAACUUUUUAUCAAAUC
Cuscuta campestris is the source of this 1682-nucleotide messenger RNA. The record is from the annotation of a GenBank genome assembly. NCBI's taxonomy places the organism in Eukaryota, Viridiplantae, Streptophyta, Magnoliopsida, Solanales, Convolvulaceae.